AUGGAUCCGCAACGCACCCUUACGGUUCCCGCCAUUGCCUUCAGAUGCCCGGACGACUCUGAUUGCUCGGUCAAUACGACCGUCGACGCUGAGAAGGCGCGCUCCAUAUCCGAGGGCUCGAAGAUCACCCCUCAAGUCGGCCAGGAGAGCAAGGCAGACACCCCGGACGAGCUUUGGGCCGUCGACCCCAUCAACCCUCGUAACUGGUCGACGGGGAAGAAGUGGGCGUCUGUUUCUAUCGUCGCACUCUACACAUUUAUCCCCCCUCUCACGUCCUCCAUGAUGGCGCCAGGUCUCCCCAACGUCGCCGCCGACUAUCACAUUGAUAACUCCACCAUUCUCGCGCUUACCCUGAGCAGCUUCGUUUUGGCUUUGGCUAUAGGCCCCCUCGUCAUCGGCCCCUUGUCCGAGCUUUACGGUCGCAAGUGGGUCUUGCAUAUCGCCAACUUCCUCUCGUUGGCGUUCAACCUUGGAUGCGCCUUCGCACCGACCACGUCGGCCCUCAUCGCCCUGCGCUUCUUCAGUGGCCUCUCCGGCUCAGCCCCUAUCGCCAUCGGUGGUGGCUCCAUAGGCGACCUCUUCAAUGAGAAGGAGCGCGGAAGCGCGAUGGCUCUCUAUACCCUCGGUCCCCUCCUCGGACCCGUCAUCGGCCCCAUCUGCGGUGGCUUCAUCGCGCAAAGCAUCGGCAUCAAAUGGGUCUUCAUCAUCAUCGCCAUCCUCAACGGGGUCGCGUCCGUCAUCGGCCUCCCCAUCCUCCGCGAGACGUACCACCCGUACCUGCGCAUGCGGCAGGCCAUCAAGAAUGGCGUGGAUUCGGAGAAAUUUAUGGGUCAGGGCUCGGGGAUGGGCGUGUACGGGGAGAAGAAGGGCAAGCUGUUCUGGGUUAGCAUCGCGAGGCCGGUGCAUUUGCUAUUCGGGGAUAUCAUCUGCUUCACGUUGUCGCUUUACAUGGCUUUCAUGUAUGGGAUCUACUACCUCAUGUUCGCGACAUUCCCUGGCUUCUUCUCCUCGACCUAUGGCUUCAGCGUCGGCAUCGAUGGCCUCGUCUACAUCGGGCUCGGCGUCGGCUUCUUCCUCUCAACCAUCGUCGGUGCAAAGUUGGGCAACCGGGUGUAUGAGCAUCUCUCCAACAAGCUGAACAACGGCAUCGGCAAGCCCGAGUACCGCAUCCCGUCGCUCAUCUUUGGUUCCCUGUUCGUCCCGGUCGGUCUUUUGUGGUACGGCUGGUCGGCGCAGGCGAAGAUCCACUGGAUCAUGCCCAUCAUCGGCUCUGCGAUCUACGGCUUCGGGCAGAUGCUCACAUACUUCCCGAUCCAACUCUACCUCGUCGACACGUUCACGUACGCGGCGAGCGCGGUGUCGGCUGCGGCGUUCUUCCGCUCCCUCUUUGGCUUCGCCUUCCCGCUCUUCGCGCAGGAUAUGUUCAAUGCGUUGGGCCUCGGCGGUGGGAUGUCAUUGUUGGCUGGCGUCGCCAUUGUCCUCGGCAUUCCGUUCCCGAUCUUCCUUUGGUACAAGGGUGAGGCGCUGCGUGCGCGGAGCUCUUUGGCGCGGUGA
Messenger RNA from Schizophyllum commune H4-8, 1554 nucleotides. Its product is annotated as MFS general substrate transporter. Bases 1 to 1554 code for a protein of 517 amino acids. Gene Ontology annotation, cellular component: membrane. Gene Ontology annotation, molecular function: transmembrane transporter activity. Gene Ontology annotation, biological process: transmembrane transport. The record is from RefSeq and is a predicted model, not a curated record. NCBI's taxonomy places the organism in Eukaryota, Fungi, Basidiomycota, Agaricomycetes, Agaricales, Schizophyllaceae. The transcript has 10 exons.